AUGGCGCCUAAGAAAACCGUCAAGUCCAUGAAGCCCGAAAUGUCAAAGCCUAUAGAGCGGCCCAUAUCGAAAGUGAAAAAAUCGAAAAAGAAAAACUACAGAAGCUUCGGAAUUUAUCUGUACAAAGUUUUAAAAACAAUCAACCGCGAUUCGGGAAUUUCGACGCAAUCUAUGGUGAUUAUGAACAACUUCGUGAUGGACAUGUUUGAAAAUAUUGCGGCGGAGGCGGGAAGGUUGAUUUCACAUACAAAGAAGACAACUUUAAGCAGCAGGGAUCUGCAAUGCGCUGUGCAGCUGUUGGUGCCGGGGGAAUUGUGGAAACACGCGAACGCGCAAGGCAUGAAGGCGUUAAAAACAUAUCAUGACAGCCAGGCGCACAAGGACGAGUGAUUCCCGCGCUUUUUAUGUACAGAUUAUAUGAGACUGUGAAUGAAGAUUACAUAACGAAGAAUGACCGAUUCCCGCGCUUUUUACAUGUACAGAUUAUAUGUGAAUUAAUGCAGAUAUAUUACUGAUAAAUUAUUAUG
Messenger RNA from Zerene cesonia (dogface butterfly), 527 nucleotides. RefSeq names its product late histone H2B.L4-like. Gene Ontology annotation, molecular function: structural constituent of chromatin; DNA binding; protein heterodimerization activity. Lineage: Eukaryota; Metazoa; Arthropoda; Insecta; Lepidoptera; Pieridae. The record is from RefSeq and is a predicted model, not a curated record. The coding region runs from base 1 to 390 and encodes 129 amino acids. The transcript has a single exon. Gene Ontology annotation, cellular component: nucleosome.